Ostreobium quekettii is the source of this 657-nucleotide messenger RNA. The record is from the annotation of a GenBank genome assembly. NCBI's taxonomy places the organism in Eukaryota, Viridiplantae, Chlorophyta, Ulvophyceae, Bryopsidales, Ostreobiaceae.
AUGGAUCGACUGCUUGCGCGCGCCGCGAUCGCCGGCGCGGCCUUCCUGUCCGGAUGGGCUCUCGGGGUCAGGCGAGGACAAAGAGAUCGGAAAAUAGCCAAACCUGGGUUUCCCGGGGAAAAAAAGGAGCGUAAAAAGCUGGAGGGGGCCGCCCGGGAGGAUCUGGAGAGGGUAGAAGGGUCGGUGGGGGUGGCGAUCGGGUUGCCGCCCGCGCAUGCCGGGUCCAGAGGGGGCCUGGGGAGGAGCAGGGAGUCCAGCCCGAGCGUGAGCGACGGGGAGGGCGAGAUGGGCGAGGGGCGCGUGGGCGGGGGCCACCGGAUGGUGCUCGUCGUGAGGAUGGAUCUGCGGCUGGCUAAAGGCAAGGUUGGAUCUCUGCUUUGCCAUGCAGCACUGGGGCAGUUCAAGAAGAUGCACAGGGCCAAAAAUCCCCAUCUGUGGGACUGGGAGCGGGAUGGCCGGUCUACUGUCGUGCUGCGGGUGCCCAACGAGGGUGGGCUCGCUGCCCUCAAGGAUGCCGCAAGGGCGUCAGGCAUCCCCACCCACACAGUCGUUGACCGGUCAGCGGACCACAGUGGACCAGUCAAAGCAGUGAUGGCCUUGGGGCCCUACGGGGCCGAUGCCAUUAGUCAGGUCACCGGACACCUCAAUCUGUAUUGA